Molecule: messenger RNA, 666 nt
Organism: Apiotrichum porosum
Lineage: Eukaryota; Fungi; Basidiomycota; Tremellomycetes; Trichosporonales; Trichosporonaceae
Gene: RAS2
Product: Ras GTPase ras2
Exons: 5
Coding region: 1-666 (221 amino acids)
Biological process (GO): signal transduction
Cellular component (GO): plasma membrane
Molecular function (GO): GTPase activity; GDP binding; GTP binding
Source: RefSeq, a predicted model, not a curated record
AUGUCGGCAUCGCGCAUGGUCUUCAAGAUCACCGUCCUCGGCGACGGUGGUGUUGGUAAGACAGCACUCACAGUCCAGUUCACCAUGUCCUCGUUUGUCGAGACCUACGACCCUACCAUCGAGGACUGUUAUCGCAAGCAGUGGGUGGUCGACGAACAGCCCUGCUUGCUCGAGGUCCUCGACACGGCCGGACAAGAGGAGUACACGGCUCUCCGGGAUCAGUGGAUCCGCGAUGGUGAGGGCUUCAUUGUCGUCUACUCGAUUGCAUCCCGGUCAACGUUCGACCGCGUGGAGAAGAUUGUCGAACGUGUCAUGCUGGUCAAGGAGGAGGCGACGCACGCAGCUUCCGACCCCUACGGCCGUUCACCAGCCGCCCGUGCCCCGCCUAGUGCGGUUCGUGCACGCACACCCAUUGUGAUUGUCGGCAACAAGCGCGACCAGUUCAACGACCGCGAGGUGUCUACAGAGGAAGGACGCGCGCUCGCCCAGCAGCUCGGAUGCGAGUUCUUCGAGACCUCGGCCAGGCUUAACCAGAACGUCGAGCCGGCAUUCAAGGCGCUCGUCCGCCAGAUCAAGAUUGCCAAGCGUGGUCCCGAGGCCGCACCGACAGCGUCUGGCGCGCCCUCACCCAAGCAGAAGAAGCACAAGAAGUGUGUCGUGUUGUAA